AACUCAGUCCUGUGAUUAUCAAACAUUUCGCACCUUGCACGAUUCCUAUAACUUUUCUAUAUUAAUUCAUUUCUUAAAGUAUCAUUGUCCGAACAUUAAUCUUUUGGGUAUUUAAUUUCAUAUUGUUAUUUAAUUUGUUUAAAAUACAAGUUCGUGAAAGGUCAUGGAGAAUUAGCGCUUUAGCGCUGACAAUUGAUCAUAUAAUAUAAUUGAAUUGAAGUUACCCCAUUUUUUUACGAUUGGAAUUAUUUCUGAGGUGACCGAUUUCUUUGGGAUUCUUUGACAAUUGACACACGAGUUUGACCGAAUUAUUUCGUCGUAUUAUACCUCCCGAAGAAGCCCAAUAGUCGUAUUCUGCGCAGGUGUAUAGGGCGGCGUGUAUACCCCAGUGGCCCGUCGUUACCUUUCUUAUUAACAUCUCCAGGAAAGUUUUCAGUCACGCUAAGGAUUGCCACCAGGUAUUAGUCCAAGUGGGAUUAUUGUCACUGAAGUUGACGCGGGUUAAAGGACGACAGCAAAGAUAUCCUCGUCGUCAUUUACUCCAAGUCUUUCAGCAUUUCGUCAGGACGAUGCAAUGGGCGAAGGGAGGCGGGAACGCUCGUCAAAAAGGCGAAGAUCCCUAUUCAGGAGUCCCCAAAAAUCCUGUUCGGACUCCGAGGUAGCGCGCAUAAAGUUCAAAGAGCGCAAAGGGAAGUCUAAGGAUCAAUUCCCAUGGCCAAGUGUUUAUCAGUUGACCGUUGAUGAACUCGCGCGUUAUCGACGCCGACGGGUGCCAAAUCGGCCCGAUACUCUGGGAGUCGACCACUAUGAAGAUGCUCUGGAGAGUUUGGUCACUGAGUACAGAAGGGCGUUUAGAGCUACCAGUGAGGAUUCGCUAGUGAAGAGGAAUAUCGGGGACAGUGAAGUGGAAGCUGGUGAUCUAGCCACGAUCAAAGCUAAUGGUGGACCUAUGGAGACUGAUAAUGAUGCCUCGGCUUUACCUGGGCAUGUUUCCACCCGUCCACCACUUAUCAGAAAGGGCACCAGUUUGAAGACUGGUGGCAAUUUUUAUUCUGCCACUGAGUAUUCGAACUACAGAACGUACGAGGGCUUGCAUCGUCCUGAAUUGGCCCGAAGACCUACCUCACUUCGAAUGGAAGGUGACAUGCGAACUGUCACGGAACAGUGUGAGAAAUUCAUCGAGUGGUUUAACGUCAGUCGACCCGAUCUCGUUCGCGUGCCGACGCAUCUGAAGCUCGAGGGUCAACAGGAAACAUCCACAGAGAGUCAUGAACAAUAUGUGCCAUUCGUUGGUGCCAGGAGGCCCGAAAUUCUUCGACAGGGUGCGCAUUUGAAACUCGAGGGUGAAACUACUUAUUUGCCGGAAUACACUGACGUUUUUCGUCAACCGAUUCAUCAAGAAAAACGAUCGCCACUGCUUCCAGAAACUCACCUGAAGUCCGGAGGUAAUUUUUCCCAAGCCACUGAAAACACUCAGCAAUUCGUCGAUCCCCGAGGCACAGUCGUUCCUCCUAACGACAACGAUGAGUCCAUCGAGGACCUCCUGGAGCUCGAUAACCAUCAUAAAAAGGAGGAGGACAUGAAUCUCCUUGUCUCAAAGCUCUCCGACCUCAAACACCCACCCAUGGAGACACCAGAGUACAAAGACGCCUAUCGCGACUUCCCCAGGGAGCGUCCCAAACUCUUGAAACCUGAAGAUGAGAUAGGUCGAGCGGAUGGUUCUAAAGUUCAUCCAUCCUCCGGUUCCGCUACAUUUCGCACAAAAAUAGAUCAAGAUCCAGAGUACAAAUCGAAAUAUAUAGACCCUGACCGUCCAAUUUACAGGAAACCGCCGAUUUCAAUGCGCCAUCCAAUUGGUUCUUCUGGCUUUGACAGGCGUCUAGUUCCAGAUUUACGUUCCCACACAUCCACCAGUGAGGUGAGGGCUCAGUAUGUCCCCCAUGGACACGUUCCCAAGGUUGAGUCACUCCGGAUGCCGCCGACCCUUCGUCCUGAGGGACACAUGAAUCUCCAGCCAGAGUAUCGAGAUGCCUAUUGCAGGAGAGGAAGUCGAAUCAAUGAUCCCACACAUCAGGCCACUAGGCGAAAAUCCAAUAAUUGGUUGAAUAAUGAUAACAGCGAACAGUUUGGAUCGGUCAAUGCUCAAAAUGAUCAGGACGCUUUUCAGGUGCUUCAAACUCGAGUCCACGAGGAGAACGUAGUGGGGAAGCCUCCGAUGGUGAGGAGGAGCUCUCGUGCCUCUCAGGGUCAACGACCCUCCAUCGCUGAUGUUAAUCCUCAACUUCUGACGAAUCGAUCGCCGAGUCCAACGUAUCGUCUUCAUGUUCAUAAUGUUGAUGAUGAGCCCAGGGGAUUUGCUCGUCGACGAAGGACGUCCUCCAUUCGUCAGACUGGUAAUAGUCCAUCGCCAGACAGGGCUACUUUCGAGGACAAUCAGAGGUCCUAUUCACCAAGUUUUGGGAAGGAACGUCAGAGUGACGAGGCACAAGCUUUUGUUGUACUCGAUAAUGCUAAUGUCCAUGGUAAUGACAGUAGACGUCGACGUCUUGAUAGAAAUUCAAAUUUCGAGACCCUGGGGGAACGGAGAAAGAGAACUCCACCAAAUUGGAUGCCUCCGUGGUACGAUAAUGCGAGUACUAUUUGAUGUGAUUAAAUCGAUAAUCGAUAAUUACACUGCCGAGUUAUUUUGGGUAUAGUAUUUAUGUUUCUUGAAAAAAAAUCGGUGUGUAGGAGAUUGGGCAGUACACGUUUGGUGUGGAUAGUAGUCUAUACCCUUGAAGCCUUUCCGUUGUUGAAGGUUUAUCGAUAUAGUUUAAUUCACUGGUUAUGAAAAAACAAUAUUGUGAAUUUUUUACGUCAACUUCAAAUGCCAACUGGCGGAUUAUAAUUUUUUUUUGUCCCCAGGUCAUUGUGAAAUUGUUUAUUCAAUAAACUCUG
Messenger RNA from Fopius arisanus, 2937 nucleotides. RefSeq lists its product as uncharacterized. The transcript is spliced from 5 exons. The record is from RefSeq and is a predicted model, not a curated record. NCBI's taxonomy places the organism in Eukaryota, Metazoa, Arthropoda, Insecta, Hymenoptera, Braconidae. The coding region runs from base 575 to 2644 and encodes 689 amino acids.